CCGGGUUGUGGGUGCAGGAGUUCUGCACUGACGGGCUGUACUGUAGGGGCUCCUGUCCAGAUGGGUGAUGGGGACUCGCGGUCCAAACAGCACGCCGAAUGGGCGGAGCCUGCAGCGGCGCCUGCACUUGGUGGGCUUCUUGGACCUCUUUGGUGUCAGCAUGAUUGUGCCAUUACUGAACCAUCAUAUGAAAUCACUGGGGGCAAGUCCAACUACAGCAGGGAUAAUAGGUUCCUGCUAUGGUAUCCUUCAACUGUUUUCUAGCUCAAUUGUGGGGAGUUGGAGUGACAUCGCUGGAAGACGGUAUGCACUAAUUACUUGUAUUCUUAUUAGUGCGCUUGGAUAUGGUCUUCUUGGUUUAUCCAUUAACAUAUAUAUCUAUGCAAUUGCUAGAAUACCUGUGGGAAUUUUUAAACAUUCACUUUCGAUUUCAAAAGCAUUCCUCUCUGACCUUGUAUCUGAGAAAGAGCGUCCCCAUGUCAUGGGAAGGUUUAAUUCGGCUUCCAGCAUGGGGUUUAUCCUGGGACCUGUCGUUGGUGGUUACCUCACAGAGCUGCAGGGUGGUUUUUAUAUUACCUCCAUACUUUGUACUUGCAUAUUCCUUAUCAAUGCAGGUCUUGUUUGGAUGAUGCCACAGUCUACAGACAGAACCAACAUGGUUACACCUAGUAGCCAUGUGAACACGCACAAUAGUAUGCCAUCUAAAUCUGAUAAUCCUGUUCACGCCUCACAGGAAUUCAAUGAAGAAAUACCAAACGAACCUGCACAUACUUUAUGGGCACAGAUUAUAUAUGUAUUUAAUAAAGUCACAGGCGUGGCUUUUUCUCAGAUGUGGGACAUAUUUUUAGUUCGUCUGCUCAUGGCAGUUGCUGUGAUGCUGUACUACAGCAACUUUGCAUUGGCAAUGGAAGAAAGAUUCCACCUGACUCCACGGAUGACUGGCUAUUUAAUAAGUUAUGGUAGCACUCUGGGAGCUCUUGCUGGUUUUUCGCUGGGACCACUGUCGAGACUUUAUCAAUAUAAUAUUUAUACAAUGUUGUUACAUUCCAGCAUUCUCACAUUCUUUUCCAUCCUCUUGUAUUCCGUGGCACCCAAGAUGUGGACUGUUGUACUGUCUUCAACGUUCUUGGCUUUCUCUACAAGUAUAGGAAGAACAUGCAUUGUGGACCUAGAACUCACACUAGGUCAGAAGCAUGGAAGUGGUACGCUUAUUGGUGUUGGACAGUCUGUGACAUCAGUGGGACGCAUAGUUGUUCCCCUCUUCUCAGGAAUUGCACAAGAAUAUAGCCCUUGUGGCCCACCACAGCUUGGAGCUGUCUUGGCAUUAGCAUCCAUUUUCCUAAUGUACAAAAGUAAGUCCUAUUAUGAUGGGCCAGCAAACGGCAAACACAAAAGAGAAUAAAUAGCACAUAGAAGUAUGCUAAAUCUUAAAUAGGGACAUGUGCAAUAACUACUAAUACAUAUAGACAACAUACAAAGUAAGAUGAUGUCUCCUUUUAAAGCCAUGGUUUAUAUCUGAGGAGUUGCUACUUAUGUACAGAUUUUAAUUUAACAGUUUAGGUAUUGUAACCACUAUUAUGAUGGCCACUCUGCUGUCCUAGACUAUAAUGUUGCAAACCAUUUAGCCUAAUAUGAUUGAUAUUCAAUAGGCCUGAAUUGCCUGGGAAUGGCUUUAGUGCAUGCAUUCAUAGUUUAAAGGGAGCCUGGCAGCAAUUCUGACAUGCUUAACCGCUGAAACCACUAGAUAUGGGACGAGGGAGAGCAGGUCAAGCAUACCUUUUGCAGAUCUUUUAUUAUAAGGAGUUGUGUGAAUAUGAACAUUUAUUCUGCUGGUCCCACAAAUGCCUUAAAAACCGACCUUGACUGUGAUGUACAUUCUGCACUGAGCUGCUAUACCAACCUCUCUUGGUAGCUGUAGCAUCCAACGAAGAGACCGCUACAGUUGUCACUCAGAGCAGAGGGGAGGGGCCAUGAAGCAUCUCAAUGCAGAGAGCACUUCACCUUGAAGCUCUGCCUCCAGCACACCCUCAGGAGUAGAACCUGGCGGAAUAAAAUUUCUUAUUCACAAUACUUCUGAUAAUAAAAUCUCCCAAAAAUUUAUGUUUGUCAUGAUUUCCCAGGCUCUUAUCUACCACAUGGUCAAAACUGCUGAUAGACUCCCUUUAAGUGCCUAGUUAGAAGCAAGUUUGCACAAACAAUGAUCUUUCAAGUACAAUAUGGUGUAUAAUUUGGCGACUUAUUUAGCAGAUUAUCUUUUAUAUUUCAAUUGAUAUCUUGGUUGUAUGUGAAGUUGGUUAUUAUACCAUGAUAAUUUGCAUGGCUUAACUGAUUUUAUACCACCAGUUGGCUGACUUAGUUUGGACCUUAACUAUUCCCCCACCCCCCCUUUUUUUUGCCACACCCUAAAACUCAUAAUGGGGGCACAGUACAUGUAUUCCACUUUUGUGGUACAUAUUGAGCUAGAAUUCUGGAGCAUUUAACCUACAGUAAUAAGGCUACUUUCACACUUGCGUUCGGGGCUCCGCUUGUGAGUUCCGUUUGAAGGGGCUCACAAGCGGCCCCGAAUGCAUCC
Messenger RNA from Bufo gargarizans (Asiatic toad), 2572 nucleotides. It is a transcript of the gene SLC67A2, whose product is annotated as major facilitator superfamily domain containing 9. The transcript has 6 exons. The record is from RefSeq and is a predicted model, not a curated record. Gene Ontology annotation, biological process: transmembrane transport. Gene Ontology annotation, molecular function: transmembrane transporter activity. Bases 68 to 1402 code for a protein of 444 amino acids. NCBI's taxonomy places the organism in Eukaryota, Metazoa, Chordata, Amphibia, Anura, Bufonidae.